Messenger RNA from Chanos chanos (milkfish), 4769 nucleotides. RefSeq names its product dihydropyrimidine dehydrogenase a (gene dpyda). The coding region runs from base 341 to 3421 and encodes 1026 amino acids. Gene Ontology annotation, molecular function: uracil binding; iron-sulfur cluster binding; dihydropyrimidine dehydrogenase (NADP+) activity. The transcript has 23 exons. The record is from RefSeq and is a predicted model, not a curated record. Gene Ontology annotation, cellular component: cytoplasm; cytosol. Gene Ontology annotation, biological process: uracil catabolic process; thymine catabolic process. Lineage: Eukaryota; Metazoa; Chordata; Actinopteri; Gonorynchiformes; Chanidae.
UCAUGUUGGAAUCGCUACCGCUGUUCUGCGCUCUCUCUCACUUUCUAGUGGAAACUGUAUGGUUUCUAUGCAUAGUAUUUAUACAACAUUCAUUUCGCUGUCGUAGUGACCACUUUUCCUUCACUCUGACCUGCAGAGGACAGUUCGAGAGAAAUCAAAUACGCUGUCGCAUAGAGAUCAGUAAAGUGUCACUGGAUCCGUCUCCCUCGACUGUUCUUGCGACUCAAACAGCGGGAUAUCAAACAAGUCAUCGGAAGCGCGCACAGUUUUAUUGCUUUUGCUUCGGUUUCGGUUGCUUGGAACUGAAGUCAUCUGUGUUGUGAUUCUGCGAACGGAAGACAUGGCUAGAAUGCUGAGCAAGGAUCUUCCAGAUAUCGAGAAUAUUUUGGCACUGAACCCCAGGGUGAAGACCCAUGCUGUGCUCCACUCCACUGCUGCAAAGAAAGUGGAGAAGAAGCACUGGAAGAGAAACCCGGAGAAAGGUUGUGACAGCUGUGUGAAGCUGGAGAACAAUUUUGACGACAUCAAACACACGACUCUGAGUGAGCGCGGAGCACUUCGGGAAGCUGUGAGAUGUCUGAAAUGUGCAGAUGCACCGUGUCAGAAGAGCUGUCCGACCAACUUAGACAUUAAGGCCUUCAUCACUAGCAUCUCUAACAAGAACUACUACGGGGCCGCCCGUGCCAUUCUUUCAGACAAUCCACUAGGUUUGACAUGCGGAAUGGUCUGUCCGACCUCUGACCUGUGCGUAGGGGGUUGUAACCUGUACGCCUCUGAAGAGGGACCCAUCAACAUUGGAGGGCUGCAGCAGUUUGCAACUGAGGUGUUCUCUAAGAUGGGGAUUCCUCAGGUACGAAACCCAAAUCUGCCCCCUCCAGAGGAGAUGCCUGAGAGCUACCACUCCAAGAUCGCGCUGAUUGGUUGUGGUCCUGCCAGCAUUAGCUGUGCCUCUUUCCUGGCUCGUCUGGGAUACGAUAACAUCACCGUAUUCGAGAAACAGAAGUACAUCGGUGGACUCAGUUCUUCAGAGAUUCCUCAGUUCCGACUGCCCUUCGAGGUGGUGCAGUUUGAGGUUGAUCUGAUGAAAGACCUGGGAGUGAAGAUUGUAUGUGAGAAAGGACUGGGACAGGAUGGAAUGACUGUUCUCUCACUGAAAGAGGAAGGAUACAAAGCUGUCUUUAUUGGAAUUGGUCUACCUCAAGCCAACAAGCACAAAAUCUUUGAGAGCCUUUCCAUGGAACAGGGUUUUUAUACAUCCAAGGAUUUUCUACCACUGGUUUCCAAGGCUAGUAAAAAAGGCAUGUGUAGCUGCCGCUCCGCGUUGCCGGAGCUGCGUGGCACUGUCAUCGUGUUGGGCGCGGGCGACACGGCUUUUGACUGCGCCACGUCAGCCCUCCGCUGCGGCGCCCGUCGCGUCUACGUGGUCUUCAGGAAAGGCUUCACCAACAUCCGCGCGGUCCCCGAAGAGAUGGAGCUGGCUAAAGAGGAGAAAUGCGAGUUCUUGCCUUUCCUGUCCCCGCGGGAGGUCAUGGUUAAGGCUGGCCGUGUGUGCGGUAUGGAGUUCUGCCGGACGGAGCAGACGGAUUCGGGCGAGUGGGUGGAGGAUGAAGAACAGAUCAUACGCCUUAAAGCCGAUUACAUCAUCAGCGCUUUUGGCUCGGUGCUAAAUGACCCCAAAGUGAAGGAGGCCAUGGCUCCCAUUAGGUUAAACAGAUGGGGACUCCCUGACCUGCAUCCAGAAACCAUGCAGUGCAGCGAGCCGUGGGUGUUUGCUGGGGGCGAUGUGGCUGGCCUGGCUAACACCACAGUGGAAUCGGUCAACGACGGCAAGCAAGCCUCCUGGCACAUCCACAGAUACUUACAGUCCCUCCACGGGCAGACGGUGGACAGUCAGCCCCAGCUGCCUCUCUUCUACUCCCCCAUAGACGCUGUGGACAUAAGCGUGGAGAUGUGUGGGAUAAAGUUCCCAAACCCAUUUGGUUUGGCCAGUGCUCCACCAACCACCAGCACACCCAUGAUCCGCAGAGCCUUUGAGCAAGGCUGGGGUUUCGCCCUGACGAAGACCUUCUCUCUGGACAAGGAUCUGGUGACCAAUGUGUCUCCUCGAAUCGUACGUGGGACCACGUCAGGGCCGAUCUUCGGUCCAAACCAGGGUUCUUUCCUCAACAUUGAGCUGAUCAGUGAGAAGACAGCUGCCUACUGGUGUCAGAGUGUUACUGAGCUCAAAGCUGAUUUCCCCAAUAAUAUUAUUAUAUCCAGUAUAAUGUGCAGUUACAACAAAUCUGAUUGGACCGAGCUUUCCCAGAUGGCAGAGGCCUCUGGAGCUGAUGCCCUGGAGCUGAAUCUAUCCUGCCCACAUGGAAUGGGAGAGAGGGGUAUGGGACUAGCCUGCGGGCAGGAUCCAGAGCUGGUGCGGAACAUCUGCCGCUGGGUCCGACAAGCUGUCCGCCUCCCUUUCUUCGCCAAGCUUACCCCCAACGUCACCAACAUCGUGGAUAUUGCCAAAGCAGCAUACGAAGGUGGUGCAGAUGGUGUCACUGCCACCAACACGGUGUCUGGGCUGAUGGGACUGAAGGCAGACGGCUCUCCCUGGCCUGGCAUCGGCCAAGCCAAGCGCACCACAUAUGGCGGUGUGUCUGGGAACGCUAUCCGCCCCAUCGCUCUGCGCGCGGUGUCAGCCAUAGCGAGGGCCUUGCCUGGGUUCCCCAUCCUGGCCACUGGGGGCAUUGACUCUGCAGAGUCUGGCCUGCAGUUUCUCCAUGCUGGAGCAUCAGUACUGCAGGUGUGCAGCGCUGUUCAGAACCAGGACUUCACUGUCAUCGAGGACUACUGCGUGGGACUGAAAACGCUGCUUUACCUGAAGAGCAUCGAGGAACUACGGGACUGGGACGGCCAGUCUCCGCCCACCCCACGCCACCAGAAAGGCAAAGCCGUGCCCCACGCGGAGGAGCUGGCAGGGAAGACAUUGCCCAAUUUUGGUCCAUAUCUUCAGGAGAAGAAAAUUGCUCUGGCAAAGUACAAAGAGAAACUUAGAGAUCACAGUGACAUCACUGUGGAAUCAAAUGGAUCACGAAUAAACUCACCUAAGAAACCUGUCCCAGCAGUGAAAGAUGUGAUAGCUGGAGCAUUGAGGUAUAUUGGGGCCUACCAGGAACUUAACAACCAGGAGCAAGUGCAAGCUCUCAUUGACUCAGAGAUGUGCAUUAACUGUGGAAAGUGCUACAUGACCUGCAAUGACUCCGGAUACCAGGCCAUUACGUUUGACCCUGAGACCCAUCUACCCACUGUCAGGGACAGCUGCACCGGCUGCACACUCUGCCUCAGCGUCUGUCCCAUCAUCGAAUGCAUCAAAAUGGUUGCCAGGACAACGCCGUACGUGCCAAAACGAGGCCUCCCUCAAGCCGUUGUGCCCGUGUGCUGAACAACAAAACAGCGUUUCCUCAGCUGAUGGAGAGAGAGAGAGAGGGGGGGGGGGAAGAAAGCAAGAGAGAAGGGGGAGAGAGAGAGGGAGAGAGAGAAAAAAAAAAAGAAGAACCUGACCAUCUAAACAUCUACAUCAUAGCAUUGAUUCCUCCUCAUAAUUGUGGGGUGAAAAAUUACGUUUAUUGUGGGGUUUAAAAAAAAAAAAAAAAAAAAGCAAAUAAUUAGUUUUGAGAAAUAAUUGCCUUAUAUUCCCAAAAGCCAAUUAUCCCUACAUAAUCAUGCAGGCGGAAAAACGGUUGCAUUAUUUUGAAACAAUUGCAGGGCGAUGUGUUGUUGUUGAGUUCAUUCCCUCCUGUUCUGCAGAAACAGUGGUAAUGAGAGUGAAGGAGCAGGGGGGAGGGCGAGAGUCUGAGACUAAAUAUAAUGGAUGUUUAUGCUGAUGUGUGGAGCCCAUGCCAGUGCCCAAUAGUAGCUACAAUCUCCUAACAAGUGGUGCAAUGACAGUUCAUCCACAGGCAGACUGCAGUAAAAUGAGACAUUAUGUUGUGGGGAAAUAAUCAGACAUACAUGAGGUGGUCGUGAAGAGAGAUGAAUAGGAGCAGGAAGAGCCCUGAAAACAUUCAAUUCAUGGCUCUCCUCACCAUUCACGUUUCCAAAGCAGCAACAACGCAACAUUGAACAUGUUAACCUACUCAUCAUAAUUAGCUUGUAUACUUCUCGAGUGCUAAUUAAAGUGAUGUAUAGAAAGCAACCAUUUUAUUAGGUUUUCAUUAAAUUCUUAAUUAACUUUGAUUAUCCUUUUUUUUUUUUUCUUUUUUUAAUUAAUUCUAACAAUGUGUUGUGAGUUUUGAUGUGUUGAGGCAGUAAGAGGUAAUUCUGAGAGGUAGAUUGCUGGCGUAAUGUGGCAAGCGUUUGUUAGAAAAGGUCAACUUUGACUGUUUCCAGAUCAUUAGAUAUGAAGACUAGCUGUGAUUCAUUCUGGACCCUAAAGGUCAACUCUGACCACUUCUAACUCAAUAAAUACUCUCCUGUCCAGCAAGCACACAUUACAGGGAGCUCAAACUGGCAGCUGCCUCUGUUCAUGUAAUACAUGAGAAGAAACAUGGCUUAUGUGUGUCAGAGCACUAUAUACCUGUCCACAUGUAGAAUUUUAUGGAACAGCUCCAUUUCAGACCUACAAAAAACACCAUACAGUGAUAUACUGGUUGUUACACUAAGGGGUUCCAAGAAUAACUCUUUACAGCAAGGGUAGUAGCCACAAAAAUCUUUUUGUUAUUGUUGCUAAUACUAUAAUGGCAUUUUAAUAAAAUUUGUUUAAUCAAGAAUAAACUGAGGGCACAAAAACA